Molecule: messenger RNA, 627 nt
Organism: Echinococcus granulosus
Lineage: Eukaryota; Metazoa; Platyhelminthes; Cestoda; Cyclophyllidea; Taeniidae
Exons: 4
Coding region: 1-627 (208 amino acids)
Source: RefSeq, a predicted model, not a curated record
AUGGAUUGCGUAGAUUGUUUAUGUUUAAAUGGUGAAAUCCAUAAUUAUAUUUUCCGGUUUCUGACAAAUUCUCCGCUUUGUGUUGUAGUAAGCAGUCCAAACUGCACGAUAUUUUGGCUAGAGGUUAUGUGCUUAUCAGGAAUAUCACUAUUACUGGCACAGAUAGACAUGAAUGAAUGGAGAGAUGCGAAUGCCAUACUUUUACUGAAUAUGUUUAUCGGAGAGGGUCUCUUCUAUUGCAAAUUCUCCGCUUUGUGUUGUAGUAAGCAGUCCACACUGCACGAUAUUUUCGCUAGAGGUUAUGCGCUUAUCAAGAAUGUCAUCAUUACUGGCACAGAUAAACAUGAACGAAUGGGAAGAUGCAAAUCUCAUACUUUUACUGAAUGUGUUUAUCGGAGAGGUUUGUAUCUGGAGAAGACACUCCUUCAUCAAUAUUCUGACAUUUACCGUUACAGCUCCAUUCUAUGCGUUACAGUUAUUUUGAUUUGGGAAGUUUGGCCUGUUAUUCUUUCAAUUGACUACAAUUUUGCUGCCUCUACUGGAAUAUCAGUUCAACUGUUUUGUAGAUGCCUCAAUGUUCUUUUGAUGUGCAGUAAAUUGGCAGAUUUAUUUGUGAUUACUCGUUAG